CAAGCUGGAGUUCCACGCGUGCCUGCGCUUUUGUGUGUCCCUACGUCCACUGCCUGCUUGUUCGUUCUGGAAGCGUGUUCCGUGGGCGACGUCAGUGUUACACCUUUAUACGAGUGUUGUGCCUUUGUGCUGUGGCCCUUUACGCCACAGUGAAAAAGAGAGUGUUGCUGUGUGUGUGGCGGGCGAGGAGAGACACACAGUGACUGUGUUGGGAAUGUGAUUGUGAGGAGCGCAGCCAUGAUGGAUGGGUACAGAGUGGUGAGGGUGAUCGGGGAGGGCUCCUUCGGCCGGGCCCUUCUGGUCCGCCCUGCCAACAGUCAAGAACAGUUCGUGUUGAAGGAGAUCCGUGUGACAAAGAGCCGCCGUGGAGCGGAUUCCUCCCACAGAGAAGCUGCGCUCCUGUCCACCAUGAACCACCCCAACAUCGUGGCCUUCAGGGACUCCUUUGAAGCUGAUGAGCAUCUGUACAUUGUCAUGGAGUACUGCGCUGGUGGGGAUAUUCUGCAGAGGAUCAAGGGACAGAGAAAUGCCCUGUUCACACAGGAUGUGAUCCUGAACUGGUUUGGCCAGAUGUGUUUAGGGACAAAGUACAUCCAUGACCAGCGGGUUCUCCACAGGGACCUGAAGUCCAAGAACAUAUUCCUUGCCAGUAAUGGAGCGGUUAAGCUGGGGGACUUUGGGUCUGCUUGUGUUCUUAAAAGUUCGGAGGCCUAUGCUUACACGUAUGUGGGAACACCUUACUAUGUGUCACCAGAGAUCUGGGACAGUAAACCUUAUAAUAAUAAGAGUGAUGUGUGGUCCCUGGGCUGUGUCCUUUACGAGCUCUGCACCCUUCGUCACCCGUUCCAGGCAGCGAGCUGGAAGAGCCUGAUUCUCAAGGUGUGCCGCGGGGCCUACCCUCCAUUGCCUAGUCACCUGCCCUACGAGCUGCACCAUCUCAUCAAGCACAUGUUCAAGACAAACCCGCGUGACCGGCCAUCUCUCAACACCAUCCUCACCUCGCACCGUAUUUCACGGCUCCUGCGGAAACACUUGCCCCCACAGGGCCGCUUGGCUGUGGACCCCCAGGUGCUGGAGGGAGGGCAGGCUGGCAAGUGGAAGAAAAAGGAAGGGGUGAAAGUGGCAACUUACCUGGGUCAGAAGAGCCUGCUGGAAAGCUCACGUUCACUGGCAGGAAGCUGUGCUGAACCGAUGGACAAGGAGGAGAGGAAAUGUCCUCGGAGAAAGUGGGUUGAAAGGCCGUCUGAGUCUGUGUUGGAGAUACUGAGGAACGCUGACCUCACGAGUUCCACGUUCGGUUCCUCCGUGGUCAGCCAGGAGCGCAGCUCAACGCAGUCGACCCCUGAGGACCCUGGGACCACGGGUCCCCGGCGCCAAUGGGACAAGAGGCCCCCAGAGAGACUCCUGAGCCUGCUGGAGAAGGCCCCGGUCAGUCUGGCCUUUGAGACCUACACUGUCCACAGGGAAGCUGGUGGAAAUCCCUUGGUGGGCCCACUGUCCCAAGCCGGGUGGGAUGACACAGAUGGGCUUGCUGAGGACCUCUUGGACAGCCAGCGGCUGGAGCCGCGAUCUGACGAUGAGGACACGGAUUUUGAAGAGGAUUCUCCCUGUGACCUGAUAGGCGAAUUGGAAAAAAUUACUCUCUCGCUCUAGUGACCAGUAACGGCACUUCCUCAAACAUUUAUUUAUGACUUUGCGUUGUCUGAUGGCUAAACUAAGGAGUAGGAAGUGUGGGAGACCCAUAAGGGUUCCACUCCUGGGGGCUCCUAUGUAUGUCGAUUUAAACACACUACCUUUGGGUUAUGCUGUAGCUACGGCUGUACACUUUAACGUGCUCUUUUUAACCGUUUCGACCUCAUUCAAGAGUGUUUCCACACUUUUUUUUCCAUUCCUCUUAGCUCCAUUGUGAGAGCGCUAGAGUUGCUUUUACCGUGAAGAAUAAUGUGGUGAAAACAGUGUAACGAGCAGCGCCGCCCAUGUGCAGAAACUUUUAAAAACUGAGAUAAAUCAUGCACACCAUCUGUGUCCUUUCAAACUUCCACACUGUUAACUUAUGUUUUUAUGUCUGAUUUUCUAAAAAAUUAUUUUGGAAUAUUUUUCAUAUUGCAGGUUUGCAUACCUCAGAAACUUUGUGUGUAUCAUUGAUAUGAACUUGCACGUUUGGAUUGAACACUAAAGUAUGGAUAUAACACUUUUUUUUUUUUU
This is a messenger RNA of Scleropages formosus (Asian bonytongue), 2205 nucleotides long. RefSeq names its product NIMA related kinase 3 (gene nek3). Gene Ontology annotation, molecular function: protein kinase activity; ATP binding. Lineage: Eukaryota; Metazoa; Chordata; Actinopteri; Osteoglossiformes; Osteoglossidae. The coding region runs from base 238 to 1653 and encodes 471 amino acids. Gene Ontology annotation, biological process: protein phosphorylation. The record is from RefSeq and is a predicted model, not a curated record. The transcript has 13 exons.